AUGACAGUCGAGAAGAAGGCAAAAGGAGUUGCCGUGGUAUUUCCGGAAAGUUCCACUGGUACCAAUAACGGUCCGCCGGUGUCGACUACAGGUAUCUUUCUUUGACACACUACAUGUCUUUGAACCUAUAACUCUUGAUUUCAGAACAGCCCGGCUACGUGCGCUACCUGGUGCUCAUCUCGACAAUGUUCUGCCUCACGUCGCUCAUGUCCAACGUCGUAUGCUUCAACUUCACCGUUCUCUGCAUGCCGGGCACCCAAGAGUCCGCCGAACUUUCCGGAAAUCACAGCCACUACGCAGGCUACACACGCAGGGAGAAGACGUGGCUGUUGAGUACGGUAGCGAUCGGAGCCGUCUGCGGAGUGGUUCCCGUUCUCUACGGAAUCUCCAGAUUCGGAUUGAAGAAGGUGUUCUUCACUUCUGGAAUGCUCACCGCCAUUUCGACGUUUUUGGUGCCGAUUCUGGCGCCGAUCAGCUAUUGGUUUUUCAUUGCGUUGCGAUUUGUGCAGGUGAGCCGUGACGCGGUAUCAAGUAUGAAACUAGACGUUCUCAGGGUCUUUCCUAUGCCGCCUGCUUCCCCGCAGUCGGCGCCGUCACCUCUUCCUGGGCAUCUCUGGCCCAACAAGGACUUUUCAUCGCCGCUCUGACCACGUUCGGACAAACCUCGUCGGUCUUCUCGAUGCCAGUCGCCGGCGAGUUGUGCAUUUCUCCGUUCGGAUGGAAGUCGGUUUUCUACCUUCACUCACUCAUUUCACUCGCUGUCUUCACGAUUUGGUACGCCGUUUUCACCGAUUCGCCGCGUAAGUUCUCGCAGGCUCUCGGAGAACGCCCUAAUAGUGCGGCGGUUUUUCAGACGACAACAAAUUUGUGCGUCCGGCCGAGCUAGCCGAAAUCGAGCACAACAAAUCGGCGGAUGAAAUCCACGAGCAUUCGCACACACCCUAUCUGGAGAUCGUCACAACUCCAUCCAUCUGGGGCAUCUGGAUCGGAGCCCUGGGGGACCUUGUUGCCGUCCAACUCAUCCACAUCUACUCGCCAGUGUUUCUACACGACGUUGGCGGAUAUUCGGUCGAGAAGACCGGAUUCGCGGCCGCCGUUCCCGUCUUGUUCCAGUUUUUCGUCAAAAUGUUCGCCGGUCAUUCGAGCGAUAAAAUUCACGGAAUUUCGGAGACGACAAAAUUGCGAAUCUAUAAUACGAUUGCUCUGGGCGCCAGCGCCGUUUUUCUCGUCGCUCUCGGAUUUGUGAAGCAGGGACAGGGCGUUUUGGGGCUGGUUUUGAUGACGUUGGCCACCGGAAUGUUUGGAUUUAAUGGCGGAGGCUUCAGCAAGGUUCGUUUGUGCAGAUUAUUUGAUGCCAUCCAAUUCACUUCUCCCUUUCAGUGCGCCGCCCUCGUCUCCCGUCAGUACAGUCAUUUCGUGAUGGCCAAUCUGCAGAUUCUCACUUGCUUUUCCAUGAUCGUCUGCCCGCUCAUCGUCUCGUCGAUCCUUCGCGAGGGCACCGUCGCCGAAUGGCGCAUCGUGUUCUUCGUCCACGCCGCCAUUCUCGUCGUGUGCAACGUGGUUUUCUGCUGGCUCGCCACCGCCAAACCGGCACCGUGGACCGACCGAACCAUCAAGAAGUCGGCGUCGAAAAAUACGCCGCUUUACCAGAUCAAAGUUUGA
Caenorhabditis sp. 36 PRJEB53466 is the source of this 1662-nucleotide messenger RNA. NCBI's taxonomy places the organism in Eukaryota, Metazoa, Nematoda, Chromadorea, Rhabditida, Rhabditidae. The record is from the annotation of a GenBank genome assembly.